This is a messenger RNA of Diabrotica balteata, 8211 nucleotides long. The record is from the annotation of a GenBank genome assembly. NCBI's taxonomy places the organism in Eukaryota, Metazoa, Arthropoda, Insecta, Coleoptera, Chrysomelidae.
AUAACUUGUGAGGUUUUCCGCUUGACAUCAUUAUGGGUGGUUCUAAUGUUAUUAAGUAUAUCAGAUGGCAUAAAUACUGCUGUCAGCAGUACAUCACAAGAGGAGGAUAAAUCUGACAAAUCCAGCAGCAAUAAACCCAAGCAACAAUUUAAAGGAGGCAAGGUUCGCCAGAGGCCUAAAAAACUUAACGAAGAUCCCACAUUUAGUACAAGUUUAUCAACUCCUAUUGAAGAUAUAAUAGAGGAAACAAUCAAUGAAGAAGCUGUAGUAGUUAAUAAGAAGAAAGGAAAAUCCUCCAAAAAACAUACAACUGAAGAAUUGCCAGUGAAAAAGGAAAAACCCAAAAAAGAUCUAGAUGAUGACAUAGGUUAUUCAUUUUUCAAAGUUAAAACUGUUCCCAAAGGAAAUUUAGAAACCAAACCUAAGAAACACAUUUCUGUUGACCUAAAUGAAGAUAACAGAGCAGAUGAUAUAGGUUUCUCAUUUUUACCUGUCAAAGAAAAAGGCAAAAAAUAUAAAUCUAAGAGUAAUCCAGAAAAUAAAGACCAAGAACUGACUUUAAGUGCAGUGGUAGAUCAGACACUGAGGAAAACUAAAUAUGACACAUCAAAACCAUCAAUAAUAGAACAUUACAAAAAGAGAACAACUGACAAAGCUUUUUCAAAGAAGGCUGCAACAAAAUUUGAAAGUCCUUCAGUAUCUACAAUUGUAGAAAAGAGAUUGUUGUAUGAAAGCAAACUUAAAAGUGAAGCUAAGGAGAGCAAAAAGGUUACAUCUUCUAUUUCUUACGCUAGAAUAGUUAGUGCUACUGAUGCCCCUUCAGAUUCUGAUAUUGAACAAAAUCCCCAGUUACUAAAUGGACUUAAGCCUAAUAUUCAACAGCAUAGUGUUGAGUCUUUAGACUCAGUAAAAUCUAGCUCUGAGUCCAUAGAAGUAAUUGAUGAUAGCAAUUUUGAAUAUCAAAACAGUCAAUCUACCAAUUUUGAGACAAUCAAAGAGAAAUUAAACACUUUACUAGAUGAAGAUUCUGAUUUUAAUCAAACUUUAACAGGGCAAUCAAAUAUAUAUGAAAUAGAUCAAGCUUCAAAGCAAUCUUCUGUAUAUAUUGUAGGGAGUAAAGAGGUAUUGGACAAUUCAAUCUCUACACAAGACUUUUAUAUUGCUGAUACAGGUUUUGAACAAGAACCUGAACAAAAAUUCAGUCAGGAAACACUAGAAUCUUCAAUAGACAACAGUUUUAUAACAGAGGAUAAUAUAAUUGAAAAAAGUACUUCCAGUGAAGUUUUUCUUAGUUUUGAAAGACAUAGUGAACCUCAAGAUCUAACACACAGCCUUGAACACAGUGAUUAUUAUCAAAAUAAUUAUUCACAGUUGAAUUUUGGCAAUCAACUUCAAAACUCUUCAGAAAGUCAUAUUUCUGAUUACAGUUAUUCCCAAAAUCAACAGUUUCUAAGUUCAAGUGACUUUUCUAGAGACUACAAUUCUACAGACCAUUCCUUUACAGAACUAGUCGACAAUUGUGCUAUUGCAGAAACCUAUCAAACAGACAGUAAUUAUUUUCAAUCCAAUAGUGAACUGUCAGAGCAAUUUGAAAGAGUUGUUAGUAAGCAGUUCAUCUCUACAGAAAGUUUUCAUUCAAAUUCACAAUCAUCAUUUCAAGAGUUAGUGUAUGGGAAUCAGUCUUUGGUGACUGAAAAUAAUUUGGAAAGCAGUGAAUAUAUUGAAACUUCAACCAAGGAAUCCAAACCAGAACCAGAGGAACAAACUUCUCCCCAGUUUAUCGAGGCUCCAUGCAGAGAAGUACCCGGUGUUGAACAGAAAAUUUCUUGUACGGAAAAUCCGACUUAUUCCAGUACUGGUGACUCCGAGGCUAGAGCUAUCAGUGAAAAUACGUCACCAAACAAAGUUCAUCUGACAGAAUCUUUUUCUGUAGAAUUCAAAAAAGUUGUUUCAGAAGAAAAGCAAGAAUCUACUUAUUCACGCAACAGCCAAGAAGAUUCUAAAGAAAAUCAAGUUGUAGAUGAAUAUUCGUUAAUAUCUGAGAAAGAAGAUCGAGAAGAGACUCAAAUAGAAGAUUAUUCAUUAACAUCCGAAGAAUAUAAACAAGAAAUAAAGGAACAAAACCAAGUUGUAGAAGAACAAUCUUUAACGCCUGAAGAAGAAGAUUAUCAAGAGAGCAAAGAAUACGAAUUUAUUAAUGUUCCAACGGAAUCUGAAGAUCAGAAAGAAUUAGCAGAAGAAAAUAGACAUAUUCUUUCUUCAAAUCAUCUCGAAAAAGAAAGUAAAGUUGAAGAAGAGUUUGUUUAUGCAUCUGCCAAGGAAGAUAGUCAAUUUAUAGAAGCAGAAGUUGUUGAAAACGGAAGUGACUUUAUUGCUGCUGAAGAAUUUGCGGAAAUAACUACAACUAAAGUUGAAGAAGAGGUUGUUACUGCGUCUGAUAAGGACAAAAAACAAAUUAUAGAAGAAGAAAGUGUUCAAAACAAAACUGAGCAGUUUAAUCAAGCAACUACAAGCGAAGAACAGCUUCGAGUUACAGAAAAGGAAAUAUUUUCUCGUGCUUCACUAAUUGAGCAGCAGGAUUACUUUUUAGAGGAAGAACGAAAGUUACCUUCUUUGCAAACACAACCCGAAGAAUAUAGUGAAUACCAAGAGGAUACAGGAAUCGAAUACAACAAUAUCAUGUCUGAAAAAGCUCAGCAGGUCAGAGUUUUAACUCUAAACGAUCACGAACACCAGGAAUGUACUCUAUACAGAAUAGAGAAGAACUGGGUGAUACAGUUCCGUGUCGGACCAUCCCUAUUCGGCAGAAAGGUGUUCUUAUAUUGUAAUUAUCCUUCUAAAACCAAUAACCAACUUAACGAAUUUAGACGAAACAAAUACCAACUGUUGCAAUGGUGUGCCGAUGAAGGUUGCGAGAAUGCGGACGAUACUGGUUUUUUCUCCCAGAUAAAGGCAGAGCUGGCUGGAAGUUUUCAUUAUUUCUUCACAUAUGAAAAAGGUGAAAACUUAGAAAGACAAGGAUCCGGAUACUUCCUUGUAGAUCCUGUCCUCAAAUAUGGCAACAACGAAGAAUUACCCCUGGAUUGUAUCCAAUGCCAAACCGUUUUAGCGAAGUGUUUGGGAUCUUUCUCCACUUGGGAGAACAAACUGCAAGUGGCUAAAGAAUCUGGCUACAACAUGAUUCAUUUUACUCCUAUCCAGGAAUUGGGCGAGUCUAACUCGUCAUAUAGUUUGAGUGAACAGUUGAAAUUAAAUCCCGUCUUCAAGAAGAGUGAUGGAAAGAUGCCGACAUUCGAAGAAAUGGAACAGUUUACCUCGAAACUUCGAAAAGAUUGGAAGGUAACUUCUAUUUGCGACAUUGUUUUAAACCACACAGCAAACGAGAGCAAAUGGAUUCAAGAACAUCCCGAAGUAACGUACAACUGUGUCAACUGCCCCUAUAUGCGUCCCGCAUACUUACUAGAUGCUGCUUUUGAUUUCUUUUCCUCCGAAGUUAAAAGAGGAGUGUACGAGGACAGAGGUAUACCAGCAGAUGUUACCUCCGAAGACCAUCUCAAUGCUAUUCGCUAUCACUUCCGCGCCAGCAUUUUGGAUCCUCUGAAAAUUGAAGAGCUAUUUACUUGUGACACCAAAAAAUUGAUAGCCAAUUUCUUAUCUUUAGCCCGUUCAGGUCAGCCAAAUCCUCCAAAAUCACCAGAUUCCAAGCCCGAAAGUGAGGAACUGAAGCUCAUCCAAGAUCCCCAAUACAGACGUUUAGAAACUUCCGUGGACAUGAAACUAGCGCUUAAAUUAUAUAAUAUUUACUGGAGCGACACAUUCGACGAAGAUUCCAGGCUUAAAAAGUGCGCUGAGCAAUUUAAGAACAAACUAGACGAGCUGAACAACCGCGUCAUCGACGAAGUCAACGGUCAUUUAAGUGCCGCGAUCGAGAACGUUAUCGCCGGUAUUAGAUACUACAGAGUUCAACACGACGGGCCUAAAUUCAAAGAUAUUACGAUUAAAACUCCUUUGGUGUAUCGUUACUUCACCGAUUAUGGAAGUCCGAAGACGUUGAAAGAGUUCGAAGACAUCAUGUACAGCGAUAAGGGCAGGUUUUUGAUGGCGCACAACGGAUGGGUGAUGGAGUCUGAUCCUUUAAGAAACUUUGCUGCUCCCGACACAAAGGUAUAUAUUAGGCGUGAAUUGAUUGCUUGGGGUGAUAGCGUUAAAUUAAGGUUCGGCGACAAGCCUGAGGAUUGUCCUUUCUUGUGGGAUCACAUGAAGAAGUACGUGGAACAAACUGCCAGGAUAUUUGAUGGAGUCCGCUUGGAUAAUUGUCACUCAACUCCAAUCCCCGUUGCCGAAUAUUUGUUGGACUGUGCCAGAAGAGUUAGACCAGAUCUUUACGUAGUCGCUGAACUAUUUACCAAUUCCGAUAUGACUGACAAUAUCUUCGUGAAUAGGUUGGGUAUAACGUCUCUCAUCCGUGAAGCAAUGUCAGCGUGGGAUUCCCACGAAGAGGGUCGUUUAGUUUACCGCUACGGUGGCUCCCCCGUGGGAUCGUUUUACCAACCCAAUGUGCGUCCUCUUGUACCAUCAGUAGCACAUGCUUUGUUCCUCGACCAAACUCAUGACAAUCCUAGUCCAGUUGAAAAACGAUCAGUAUUCGAUUUGCUGCCCAGUACUGCAUUGGUCAACAUGGCUUGCUGUGCUAGUGGAUCAAACAGAGGCUACGAUGAGUUGGUUCCUCACCAUAUUCACGUUGUUGAUGAAGAUAGGGAGUAUACUGAAUGGACUGUCGCUGAUAAUUUGUCCCUGGGUAACUUGCGUUAUGUUACUCACAAGUGUGGCAUCCUCAAAGCCAAGAAAGCAAUAAACGAUUUACAUUUUCUUCUUGGAAAACAAGGAUUUAACCAGGUGUAUGUGGACCAGAUGGAUUCUGAUAUAGUAGCUGUGACUAGACACUGUCCCGUUACCCAUCAGAGCUAUAUUUUGGUAGCGUUUACAGCAUUUGGACACCCAAAUGAGGAUGCAGGAGAUCACCAGAGAGGAAUUAAACCGUUACGGUUCGAGGGAAAUCUGGACGAAAUCGUCUUAGAGGCUACUUUGAGUCACAUAAAGCACAAAUCCGGUGGUUCCAAAUAUACCAAAUGGCAUCCAUUUAUCAAGGAUUCAAAAUGGAUCAACGGUCUUCCUGAUUACCAAGUAUCUGUGAAAGAACACAUUCAAGUUCCAGACUCAGAUAUAUUUGAAAAAGUCGACUCAGGAACGAAGAACGUCACUCAAUUGAACUUCAAAAACUUCAAACCAGGAUCUGUAGUUGUUAUUAAAGCAUCACUGCCAGAACCAAUGCGUGCUGCUAUAAAGGCUGUCAGGACCCUAAUCAGUUCUAUUUCACUGGCAAAACCCACCGAACUAGCCUCCAUAGUCAACAAAAUGACAUUAGCUGAUAUGAAUAGAGCCUUGUACAGAUGCGGCCAAGAGAACGCGACGAAGGGUUUGGUUUUGAUACAUACAACAUUCCCAGCUUUGGUUCGAUGGUUUAUGCCGGAUUACAAGGUAGUAUUUUUAAAAAAUUUAAAGCUGAUGGUGUUAUAUACUUUUCGUAUUGUUUCAGGUUUCAUGUCUUUACUUGCAAAUAUAAGACCGAAUAAUGAUCUUGGUCAUCCGAUGUGUGCUAAUCUGAGAGAUGGUAACUGGAUGCUAGGUCUAGCUCUAGGAUCGGUACAAUUCGGUGCUUAUAUUAAGUCUGCCGAUUUGCCGACAUUAUCACCGAAUUUGGCACCUCCUAAACCGCCAUCUAGAAAAAUUAACAACGAGACUGUCCAAGCUUGUGUGACUUUAUCAGCAGGUUUGCCACAUUUCUCAGUCGGUUACAUGAGAAAUUGGGGAAGAGACACAUUUAUCGCCCUAAGAGGACUCUUUAUCUUAACCGGACGUUAUCAAGAAGCUAGGGAACACAUUUUAGGCUACGCCGCUUGUAUGAGACACGGCCUAAUUCCCAAUUUGUUAGAUGGUGGACGAAACUCAAGAUUCAACUGUAGAGACGCCAUCUGGUGGUGGUUAUUCUGUAUUAAAGAAUACGUCAACGAAGCUCCCGAAGGAAUUAAAAUUCUUUCAGACAAAGUUUCCAGGAUAUUCCCCACGGACGACGCCACGAAUCAACCUCCAGGAGCCGUAGAUCAACCUUUACAUGACGUUAUUCAAGAGGGACUCAAAGUACAUUUCCAAGGACUCGCUUUCAGAGAAAGAAAUGCGGGGAAACAAAUCGACGAGCAUAUGACAGAUGCAGGAUUUAAUAAUCAGAUUGGAGUUCAUCCAGAAACAGGUUUCGUCUUUGGUGGUAAUAAAUGGAACUGCGGCACCUGGAUGGACAAAAUGGGAUCAUCCGACAAAGCCGGAAACCGCGGCAAACCAGCCACUCCAAGAGAUGGCUCCGCAGUUGAACUGAUCGGAUUGUCAAAAUCAGUCAUUUCCUGGUUAGCUAAACUGAGCGAAGACAACAAAUACCCUUACAAGGGAGUAGAAAGGGUGUCCAAGAGCGGCUCAAAGACCAACUGGACGUUUAAAGAAUGGGCCCAAAAGAUACAGAACAAUUUCGAAAAACACUUCUGGGUGAAUUCCAAGCCGACCGAUGGAGAGAUUCGACCCGAUUUAGUCAACAAGAGAGGCAUUUAUAAGGACUCCUAUGGGUCAAGCUUAGAGUAUACCGAUUUCCAAUUGAGGUGUAACUUCCCCAUCGCCAUGGUUGCGGCACCAGAACUAUUCACUCCAAGCCGUGCUUGGGAAGCUCUGAUACAAGCAGAGAAAUAUUUAUUAGGUCCUUUAGGAAUGAAAACACUCGAUCCUGAAGAUUGGGCGUACAAGGGUGACUAUGACAAUUCCAAUCAGUCGGAAGAUCCCACAGUUUCACAUGGAUUUAACUACCACCAAGGCCCGGAAUGGGUAUGGCCUGUUGGAUUCUUCCUUCGAGCCAAACUCAUUUUCGCCGCACAAAACGGAGCGUUGAGAGAAACGGUCGCUAGUACAAAAUUGAUUCUGUCAAAACACUUCGUCGAAUUACAAACUUCUGACUGGCGAGGUCUUCCAGAAUUGACCAAUAAAAAUGGUUCCUAUUGCAAUGAUAGUUCAAGGACUCAAGCGUGGAGCAUGUCCUGCGUACUUGAGGUCCUUCAUGAUUUAAAGAAAAUUGAGUCUAGUAUAGACCUACUAGGCAACUGACUUACCAGUACCUUAGACACUAAGACAAAUAAUAGCGUUACACAAAAACAUACAUACAACAAAACCAUACGAAGCGAAGUAGUUGAAAACAAAAAACUUUUGUCGCCGAAAUUUUGUAGAAUAUUGAGACGGCAAAAGAUUUACACUGAAAUAGAAGAAAUCAAAAUAAUGAACCACUCAGACGAUCAAAAUUCUUCCAGUGAAAUAUUAAGUUCUUCCAUUUUUAGUGAUACGUUUCUGCCAUACAGCGACCUCUAUUUUAAGCAUAAUCAAACAUUGCCUAAUGCGGUUGUAAGUUUAAGUAAGUUUAUACAGAGUGAUAAUUUAUUAUUAAGCAACGAUUCUCUAAUUUGUUCGUCUAAUUUUGUGCCUUUUUACCAAGAGGUUCCCAAAUACUGCAUAGGAAUAUUAGACAGCAAACACGGACAUUUGUCAUAUAAGGAAUUAAAAUGUUCUUAUGAUCCUAGUAGUUACGAUUCAUACGUUCCUAUAUUUUUAUCUUUACCUAACAAUAAUCUCUUCAAAACUUUUACAAAUAAUUACAUAUCUCGCCGUACAAUGGGUCUGUCGAAGAAACGAAGACCGACAGUGCAGAACUUGGAUGAAAUCAUCCCGAUGAUGGACGAAAUGUACCGAAACAUCGAGCACAGUCCGCGUCAGCACGAACCGGAGCCGUAUUUGGAACGAAACGUGCUGUUGCUGGAUCCUUUACUGCUCGAUUUGAACGAACGAAGAACCAAGCUGCAGAUCAGUCGUUCGGAACACAAGAAGAUUGUACGGAUCACUAUAAUGUACGUUUUAGCUUUCUUUGCACUUGCACUGGUGACGUUCUUUAGUUUAUAUUUACUCUAAAAUUUGAUAAUAAGAGACUGCUUACGUGCCAUUAGUUGUUAAAAGAUAUUUAUUUUUAUGUUAAAUUUGUUUUUAAGUGCUGUUAAACUUUAUGUAUACUGUUUACUUUUAUGGAUGUAUUGUUAAAUUCUAUUUAAAUUAUACAUUACUGAAGUCGAA